Messenger RNA from Hyla sarda, 4472 nucleotides. It is a transcript of the gene SP4, whose product is annotated as Sp4 transcription factor. Lineage: Eukaryota; Metazoa; Chordata; Amphibia; Anura; Hylidae. The coding region runs from base 342 to 2642 and encodes 766 amino acids. The transcript has 6 exons. The record is from RefSeq and is a predicted model, not a curated record.
CUCCACUGUUCCUGUGCACAAGGUUCGCCAGAUCUCCCGCUGUGAGAGGCCAGCCCCCGGGCAGGAGAUGGUUAAGGCCGCUCCCCCUCCUCCCCCGGCUCAGCAGCAGUGGAGAGAGGGGGAGGGCGCCGCUCUGUAUCUGUGGGGAGGAGGAGGAGGAGGAGCCGGGGAGGGGACUCGCCCAGCAGCUGCUGGAAAAUAAUAAAAUAAAUAUUAUCGCUCCACGGACACUCGGAAUAAAGCCCCCGGUGCCCCCCACAUCACCCGGCGGAGAGCGGCGAGGCCUGCCCCGAGCACAGCAGCGACAAGAAGGGAGGACGUGCGAUCAGGCGGAGGAAGACAUGGCCAGCGAGGGAGGAAAGGCCAGCGAGACGGAGAGCAAGAAAAAAGCCAAAGGGUCCGGGUCGCAGGACUCGCAGCCCUCUCCCUUGGCUUUACUAGCUGCAACCUGCAGUAAAAUAGGAACGACAGGGGAAAACCAAGGUGCUGGACAGCAGCAGAUUAUCAUAGAUCCCAGCCAAGGUUUGGUUCAACUCCAGAAUCAACCACAGCAGCUGGAAUUGGUGACCACUCAACUGGCCGGUAGUGCUUGGCAGAUAGUGGCGGCGGCACCCCCUGUUACUAAAGAAGGCAGCAUAGCACAACAAGGAAUUUCAAUAGCUGCUAGUACAGCAACCUCAUCAAAUAGUAACAGUGAGAACGCAUCACCUACGAAGUCUAAACCAAGCAGUUCUGCCCCCACCCCGGGACAGUUCCAAGUUAUCCAAGUGCAGACCCCUGGUGGAAAUGUUCAGUACCAGGUCAUCCCACAGAUUCAGACUGUAGAAGGCCAGCACAUUCAGAUCAGUCCAGGGAAUGCCACUGCGCUGCAAGAUCUACAGGGUCAAAUCCAGUUUAUUCCUGCUGGUAAUAACCAGGCCAUCAUCACGGCUGGCAACAGAACAACAUCUGGAAAUAUUAUUGCGCAAAACUUGGCAAAUCAAACUGUUCCAGUGCAGAUCCGUCCUGGAGUGUCAAUCCCAUUACAGCUGCAGACCAUUCCUGGGGCUCAGCAAGUAGUGACCACCUUACCCAUAAACAUAGGAGGAGUGACUCUAGCCUUGCCAGUGAUAAAUAGCGUAGCUGCUGGAGGAAGUUCAGCACAGAUCGUUCAGCCCUCAGAUGGCGGAGUUACCAAUGGAAAUCAGCUGGUAUCCACACCCAUCACAACUUCCUCUGUCAGUACCAUGCCUGAGUCUCCCUCCUCCUCCACAUCCUCAACCUGUACAACCACUGUGUCUACGACUCUGACUAGCAGCGAUACGCUUGUCAGCUCAGCUGAAACAGGCCAGUUCACCAGCACUGCGGCAAGUAGUGAGCGUGCCCCAGAAGAAUCCCCAGCCUCUGUCACCGAGGCUGAGAGCCAGAGCAGCGGUCAGCUGCAGGCAAACGGACUCCAGAAUGUGUCCGAACAAUCAAACUCUUUGCAACAGGUACAAAUUGUAGGACAGCCUGUCUUACAGCAAAUCCAGAUCCAGCAGCCUCAGCAGCAGAUCAUACAAGCCAUACCACAGCAGUCAUUUCAGCUUCAGUCAGGACAGACCAUACAAACUCUCCAGCAGCAACAGCUGCAAAAUGUUCAGCUCCAAGCAUUAAGCCCAACCCAGGUUCUCAUAAGGGCCCCGACAUUAACCCCUUCUGGUCAGAUCAGCUGGCAAACCGUGCAGGUGCAGAACAUUCAGAGUCUUCAGAACUUACAGGUCCAGAACGCUGGCUUACCGCAACAGCUAACCCUUACCCCCGUGUCCACAAGCAGUGGUACGACAAUUGCACAGAUUGCACCGGUUACGGUAGCUGGAACUCCGAUCACGCUCAAUGCUGCCCAUUUUACAUCUGUGCCUAAUCUCCAGACAGUAAGCGUUGCAAAUCUCGGUGCAGCGGGAGUCCAGGUACAGGGAGUACCAGUCACAAUUACAAGUGUUGGAGGUCAACAACAAGGAGCAGAAGGAGUCAAAGUACAACAAGCUACCAUAGCACCUGUGACGGUUGCUGUAGGCGGCCUUGCUAAUGCUACCAUUGGUGCAGUCAGUCCUGACCAGAUAACUCAAGUGCAGCUACAGCAGUCCCAGCCAUCAUCCGACCAGGAGGUGCAGACAGGAAAGAGGUUAAGAAGAGUUGCAUGUUCAUGUCCCAAUUGUAGGGAAGGAGAAGGAAGAGGCAGCAGUGAGCCUGGGAAAAAGAAACAACACAUCUGUCAUAUUGAAGGUUGUGGAAAGGUCUAUGGGAAGACAUCCCAUCUCCGAGCGCAUCUUCGUUGGCAUACUGGAGAGCGGCCAUUUGUAUGCAACUGGAUAUUUUGCGGAAAAAGGUUCACCAGAAGCGAUGAGCUCCAGAGGCACAGAAGAACCCACACAGGUGAAAAACGUUUUGAGUGCCCGGAAUGUUCGAAGAGAUUCAUGAGGAGCGACCACCUCUCCAAACAUGUGAAAACCCAUCAAAACAAAAAGGGAGGCGGAACCGCCCUGGCUAUUGUAACCUCAGGUGACCUGGAUGCGUCAGUCACCGGGGUCCUCGGUUCCCCAAGAAUCGUUACCGUUGCAGCCAUUUCUCAAGAUUCCAAUCCAGCCACCCCAAAUGUUUCCACAAACAUAGAUGAAUUUUGAACAAGGUUAUAAGGAUUUUUAUUUUCUUUUUUGCUGCACUUAAAUUUAUGGAUUUACAGAAUUGUGAACUAUUCAGAGGUAAUCAGUUUUUGUUCCUUUUAAAUAUUCCAAGGAUAGCGGGGAUGAAGCGAAUGCAGAUGAAGCUGUGAAUAAUAUCCUUUUUCUAUUGGACAAUAGAAAGCGAAGAUAUUUUAUCUGCAUCACGUACUCUACAUUUUGUAAAAAAAAAAGAGAAAAAAAAAAACCAAGAAAAAACAAAAAAGCCUUCAAGUUUUAAUGGGUUUUCAUUCAUUGUUCUCUCGAGGAGGAGGUUUUGUGACGAAGCGCAUAAUAAAAAGAAUAAGGAUAGACUCAGGGCCACUAAUAUGUUACAAACUCUGUUUGUAAAUGGCCAUACAAUCAGUUUGUAUUUAUGGUAGCAAAAAGUAGUCUGCAGUUACCUUUACAAAGAAGUAAUUUAGUAUGGAGAGCUGAUAUUUAAACAAAACUUUCAGAAAAUCUUAUUUAUAUAGAUGUAAUGUAAAAAAUUAUGCAAGCUGCAUAUAGUUUGAUGCUACCUGUCAGUUCUUUCUACAUUCCAUGAUUUUAGUUUUUACUUUUCUUCUUCCUUUUUUUUUUUUUGUUUUUUUUUUUCUUUUCUUAUGUAAAAUUUUUUUGUUUGGUAGAAUUGGUAUAUACCACAUAUAUGAUUCGUAUAAAGAGCAAAGGCUGCAGGCUUGACUGGAAAAGUGCACUAAGUCCUAUGAGGGAGAUCUGUCAAAACCUGUUCAGAGGAACAGUGGUGCAGUUGCCCAUAGCAACCAAUCAGAUUGCUUCUUUCAUUUUUAAAGAAGCCUGUGAAAAAUGAAAGAAGCGAUCUGAUUGGUUGCUAUAGGCAACUGCACCACCCGUCCCCUAUACAGGUUUUUAUAAAUAUCCCUCUAUAUCAGUGGUCUUCCACCUGCGGACCUCCAGAUGUUUCAGAACGACAACUCCCAGCAUGCCCGGACAGCCGAUGGCUGUCCGGGCAUGCUGGGAGUUGUAGUUUUGCAACAUCUGGAGGUCCACAGGUUGAAGACCACUGCUCUAUAUGUUUAUUACAUAUUCUAAGGAUUACUUGACAGUGCAGCAUUAUUGCAAAUCAUUUAGAAGCACAACUAAUGUAUAUUAGAUCCUUCCUUUAUGACAUGCAGUAUUUGCCCUGUAUAUCUGCAUUUGGUUUCUAAAUCCUUUCAACAGGUAUUGAGUUUUUUUUUUUCCCCUAUAAUCAUGGGCAAUGGCUCAUGAGAGAGCCAUAUGUAAAAAAAAAAAAAAAUGCAGAAGAAAAGGUUUUGUCACGAUCAGCACCACAUCUUUUGUAGUGUGGCGGUGAGUUGUUUGUUGGUUCAGUACAUUUUUUUAAAAUUAUUAUUACCGUAUUUAUCGGCGUAUAACACGCAUUUUUCAGGCUAAAAUGUUUUGCCUAAAGUCGAUCUGCGUGUUAUAUGCUGAUAACCUGCUGCAGUUCAAUGAUUUAAAGCAGGCUCUUUAAAUCAAUGAACUAAAGCGGCUUUUGCAGGUGCAGAGACCUGCCGUCGCUGCCGGCUUCUCUGCCCCUGCCUGUCCUGGGGUCUAGAGCCCUGCUGCCGCCGCUUCUCUCCCCCUGCUAUCGGUGCCGCUGCCCCUUCUCUCCCCCUGGCUUCUCUGCCCCAUUGCCGGCGAUGAUAGCCAGGGGGAGAGAAGCGGCAGCCGGCGCCGCUGCCCUGUUGCCUCCCCCAUCCCGGUUGUAUAAUUACCUGUUGACGGGGUCGGGUCUGCGCUGCUUCUGGCCUCCGGUGUGGCGUCCCCUGCGUCGUUGCUAUGCGCUGCGAG